Molecule: messenger RNA, 498 nt
Organism: Trichoderma gamsii
Lineage: Eukaryota; Fungi; Ascomycota; Sordariomycetes; Hypocreales; Hypocreaceae
Exons: 3
Coding region: 1-498 (165 amino acids)
Molecular function (GO): carbon-sulfur lyase activity
Source: RefSeq, a predicted model, not a curated record
AUGACAUUCCCAAAUGCCAUCACGGGAGGAUGCCUCUGUGGCUCAAUCCGCUACUCAAUAUCCCCCUCCGGCGAAACCUCAUGGCCGCCUCAGUCAUCAGCCUGUCAAUGCACAAUGUGUCGCAAAUGGACAUCGUCCCUCAUUGCCCAAUUCAUCAUUCUUUUGCCAGCACAGUUGAGUCCGCCAUUCCGCACUCACGAAACAUAUGAAGAAUAUGAAUCAUCACCUGGUCGUUAUCGAGGAUUUUGUAAGCGGUGUGGGACCUCGUUAGUUUGGCGGUCCGCAGACGAUGGCAGCACAGUCGAUGUGUUUCUGGGGACUGUCGAUGAAAGGUGGCUUGUCCAUGAGGAUGAAGGCAAGGUUGGACAAGCGCUGGGAAUGCCAAACGGAACGCAGUUUUGGAUGGAAAAUGCGAUCCCGGGCGUCACUGAUCUCAUGAAGGGAGGAAAAGAGUUUCUGAAGGAGGGCGAGGAUGGGUGGGAGAGAAAGAGAGAGUAA